This is a messenger RNA of Didymosphaeria variabile, 780 nucleotides long. RefSeq lists its product as uncharacterized. Bases 1 to 780 code for a protein of 259 amino acids. The record is from RefSeq and is a predicted model, not a curated record. Gene Ontology annotation, cellular component: nucleus. NCBI's taxonomy places the organism in Eukaryota, Fungi, Ascomycota, Dothideomycetes, Pleosporales, Didymosphaeriaceae. The transcript has a single exon.
AUGGCCGAAGCCUUCCUUGCCGAGGUAGACGCAGCUAUUACAAACGGCCGUAUCGCCGAACUAUCUAGCAACAGUGGUGGCAUAAAGCUCGUCUGGUCCAAGACUCUCAAGACUACCGCUGGCCGUGCCAACUGGCGUCGCGAGCAGAUCCGCCUUCGCAGCGGUCCUCUUCCAUCCGAUACGCGCGUCGAAAUUCGGCACUACUGCUCUAUCGAGCUUGCCGAAAAGGUCAUCGACAACGAGGAGAGGCUGUACAACGUGCUUGCGCACGAGUACUGCCACCUCACCACCUUUAUGAUUAGCGAGGUCCGGAAUAAUCCGCACGGUGCGGAGUUCAAGUCAUGGGGCGCGAAAGUCACGGCCGCGUUCAAAACGAGGGGCAUAGAAGUUACCACCAAGCACUCGUACAAGAUCGACUACAAAUACAUUUGGGAGUGCGUUGCCUGCGGCUACGAGUUCAAGCGGCACAGCAAGUCCGUUGACCCUGUCCGUCACUCGUGCGGCCGGUGCAAAGGUUUGCUAGUGCAGACUAAACCUUGUCCUCGCGGUGGCGCUGUCGAUAAGGACGGGAAGAAGCAAAGUGGCGAGUAUCAGGUCUUUGUCAAGGAGAACUUUUCCAGGGUAAAGAAGGAGAUGGAUCGUAGGGGAGAAGAGACGGCCAUGGGGAAGGUUAUGGCAGCAGUUGCGAAGGAUUACAAGAAGAUGAAGGCGGCGAAGGCGAAGGAAGUCGAGAGUCAAGUGGACGACUUGGAGGCUGCGAUCGAGGGACUGAUGAUAUGA